Populus trichocarpa (black cottonwood) is the source of this 4990-nucleotide messenger RNA. Its product is annotated as zinc finger CCCH domain-containing protein 41. Gene Ontology annotation, molecular function: metal ion binding; RNA binding. The record is from RefSeq and is a predicted model, not a curated record. Bases 385 to 3279 code for a protein of 964 amino acids. The transcript is spliced from 6 exons. NCBI's taxonomy places the organism in Eukaryota, Viridiplantae, Streptophyta, Magnoliopsida, Malpighiales, Salicaceae. Gene Ontology annotation, cellular component: nucleus.
AAAAAAAAAAAAAAACCUCGCUCCCACAAACUAACCAGACCCCCCCCCCUCCUUCCAUCCCACGCACGCCGCAAAGCUCUCAGCAAUCCGGCUCUCGAUUGUCACUUAAUUGCGAUCCUACCCCUCGCUCUGCAACUUCCUCAUCUUCCGAAAAUGCCCUUCCAUCGUCGCGUUUGACUUCUUUUCCCGUAACACCCAACAAGAUGGAAUGGCUGGUUUCUAUUAUGUGAAACGGCUCUUCUUUUCUUCGCCCGGUUUCUUCCAUAAGAUUCCGUUGUCAUUUAAUUGUUGAAGAAAUCUAAGCAAUCAAACUGUUUUGAUCACCAUAUCUUGCGAGAGUUUGGAAAUUUUGAUGCCACAAGCUAUUUUCCAUAAGUAUUGUAAAUGGAGCUGAAAGUUUCAACACUAAAGACAGGUGGUCUUUCUCCUGCUGAUUGCAUUAGCGAUCCUGAGGAGAAGGAAGUCAGUGAUGAGGAUGAUGAUGAUCGCAACCAUAAGCAUCGUAGACGGGAGAUACGUUCUCAAUCUUUGGAGAGAGAUUCUCUGGAACCAGUUUUCACAAGGCCAUACAGGAAGCGUAACAAACCAUUUGAAAAUGGGCAAUUUUACCAGGAAAAUGACUAUAACUCUGUUCCUCUUGAGAAAGGCUUUGCCACAAAGUUUGAAAGAAUACGACCUGGCUUGGUGUCAUUACCUCGAAUGCCUGUGGAUUGGAAUCAAAGAAUCAGGUCAAACCAAACAUUUUAUGGAGAUCCUGGUCUUGGCAGGGGAAGAGGAAGGGAGCCUGUUUCUUGGAGCCAACAUGAUUCUAGGUUCAGCCCAGUUGACAUUGCUUCUCAAAUGGUUCACCAGGGGCAGAGCCUCUUUACUGGGAGGGGUUUGGCAAAUGUUUCAAAUGCGCAGAGUGCAUCCUGGAAUGCAUAUGGUUUAUUUCCAGGAAUACCAAAUGGUGGCCUGGAUAAACUCCGUCCCAUUGGUUUGCAAGCAACUCUCAGACCAGCAGUAACUUCUUCAUUGAACAUGGGCAUUCCUCAACAAAGGUGUAGAGACUUUGAGGAGCGUGGAUUUUGUCUAAGAGGGGACAUGUGUCCAAUGGAGCAUGGUGUCAAUCGUAUUGUUGUUGAAGAUGUUCAGAGCCUUUCACAGUUUAAUCUCCCUGUUUCACUUCCACGUGCCCAACUAGUUGGAACAACUGCUAGACCGGGGGCUCUACCAACUGUUGGUGCCCCUUCAGCCACAUUGAUAAAUAGCAAAGGAAUGCAUAGCAAAUGUAACAAGCCUGGAAUAGUCAAUGCUGGAUUGGGCUUCAAUGGUGCACAUACUGGUUCUGCUAGUGUGAGUGGAGGAGACUUGUAUGAUCCAGAUCAACCCCUGUGGAAUGACAGUGUUCCUGAAACUUCAAGUGCACUCAUAGCACCACAUUCACCUAAAAUUGAUGAAAUUGAAUCCAUGAUAAGUAUUGAUUCUUUUGAUCACAAUCAUGUCAGUUUACGUGGUGGUGCUGAUAAUGAAUGCCCAAUUAGAAGCACUGGGAUUGCUGUGCAUUCAGAGAGUUUGAAUUCUUCUGUUUGGGGUAAAGUCAGGGCUUCGAACAAUAGAUUACAUGUGAAAGAGAAAACCGAUUUGACUGUAAGUAUGUUAAAUAAUAUGGAGAGUGAGUCCAAGGAAAAUCAGGGUGCAUUAGCCAAUGUUCGUGGUACUUCCCGUCAAGGAAAACAAAUUAAUUUUGAGGAUUCUAGCGCAAAAACCAUAGAUUCACCUGCCAAGACACAAAGCAACACCAUGCGCCACACACCAAAACCAUCUCAAAAGGCACUGCGUACACUAUUUGUCAAUGGCAUUCCACAGAAAAGCAACAAAAGAGAGGCUCUACUUUCUCAUUUUCAAAAAUUUGGAGAGGUUAUUGACAUUUAUAUUCCAUUGAACACUGAGCGAGCAUUUGUUCAAUUCUCAAAAAGGGAAGAGGCAGAAGCUGCUCUAAGGGCACCUGAUGCUGUAAUGGGCAACCGUUUUAUCAGGCUGUGGUGGGCUAAUCGUGAUAGCAUUCCUGAUGGUGGCGCUGGCAGUAGCAAUAGUGUAUCUGUCACACCCCGGGGUGUGACUUCUACUUCAUUUCCACCCCAUCUGCCUAUUGGUAACAGUGGAAAAGAUAAUCUUCAGUUGUCUGUUUCAAAGGCUACUGCUGUUCCUCCCUCUGUUGCUCCUGUCCCUGCCAUCGAUCACUCUAAGGUCAUCACGACAAAUGUUCCAAAGGUUCCACCUCCUAUGCAGAAGCUAGAGAGUUUAGAACAAUUGAAGGAGGAGCUGCGCAAGAAGCAGGAGCUGCUGGAUCAGAAGCGGAAUGACUUUCGGCGUCAGUUGGACAAGCUUGAGAAACAAGCUACAGGAGUCAAGGGUGAGGUAACAGCAGAGCCUGCUUCAAAGAGACACAAAACUGGAAUACCAGCAUCUGAUAUUGUCAAAGCUGCUACUCCGAGGUCUGCUGAUCCAGGUUCUGCGUCCCCACAUGCUGAAAUGGUGGAUAAGAACAAAACAGUGGAGAAUGUUGUGUCAUCUAGUAGCAAAACAUGUGUAAUGAUGGCUCUGCAGGAUUCUGCAGGCUCAAAGCCAUCAAUUCAUCCUUUAGCACCUGUUGGGCCUCCUUUUCUGAUGAAUAAAUACAAGUUGGACAACCGACCUACAGCAUUCAAAAUUAUUUCACCUUUACCAGCUGGUUUGGCAAAUGUUGCUACUUUAAAGGAAUAUUUCUCAUCAUAUGGCGAUCUUUCUGCUGUGGAACUAGAAGAUGAGCCUAGUGAUUAUGAUGGUGUUGGAUCUGAGACACUGAAAAAUUGUUCAGCUUGUGUGACUUUCACAACUCGCCGAUCAGCUGAGAGGGCUUUCCUAAAUGGUAAAUGUUGGCAAGGCAAGAAUUUGAAGUUUGCGUGGCUGACAUCUAGCACUUCUAGCAAUGAGCCGGGAAGUGGACAAAAUUCAUUUGCUCCCAAUUGUCUUGUAGAUACUGAUCAGUCUGUUGAAAAACUAGCUUGUUUGGAUUCCCAGGAAGCUUCUGCAUCAGGAAAUGGAGGACCAGAAAAUUCAGAGAUAAAUAAUGGUACUGGCCCCAUAGAGUUGCAUGAAGCUCUCCAGUGCCAUUCAGCCUCAAUAUUAGGUGAGGCAGAGUCACCGAAAUGUGAGCCUAGUCCAACAUCAAUAUCUCAUGAGAAAGAGUCAACAAAAAAGGACCCUAGUCAAACUGCAAUGUCAGAGAAAGAGACCCCCGAAGGCAUUGUCUGGUGAUGGGUUGAUUGACAGACUUGUACAGUGAGGUAAUUUACUUGAAGAUGAACCACUGGAAACCAAUAAAGAAGCUGAAACUACAAACUUCACCAAACUAGAAAGCAGCCCCACCAGUUUUAAACUUCCAAAGGAAUGGAACUUCUCCAAGAAUCAUCCUAAGCAACAAAUUAUUAGUGAUUUUGAACAAAGGACUCAAACAAAAGUUGUGAUUAGGAAUGAAGUAAAUAAUAUGGCCCUUCUUUCUCAACCAGAGCCCAAAAAGUUGAAAAAGCUCUUAUUGAUGAAAACUGGAUAGAAGCCAUGCAAGAAGAACUAUUGCAAUUUGAAUAAAAAAAGGUUUGGACUCUUGUACCUAGACUUGAAAAUAAAUUUGUUAUAGGCAUUGAAUGGAUUUUUCAAAACAAAUAUGAUGAAAAUGGUAUCAUAAUUAGACAUGAAGUUAUAUUAGUAGCUCAAAGUUAACGAUAAGAGGAGGGAAUAAAUUUUGAUGAUUCUAUUGCACUAGUAGCUAGGUUAGAAUCAAUUAGAAUGUUAUGUGCUUUUGCAACAUAAAAAAACAUGAAGUUAUUUCAAGUGGAUGUUAAAUCAAUAUUUUUGAAUGGUUUUCUAAAUGAAGAAGUGUUUGGUGAACAACCCGGCUUUGGAAAAUUUGAUUUUAAAAACCAUGUUUACAAGUUAUCUAGAGCCGUGAAUGGUUUAAAAUAGGCUCCUAGAGCUUGGUAUGAAAGGCUAAGUGGUUUUCCAAAAGAGGAACUUGCACUACUCUUUUCAUAAUUUCUAAAGCCUGGUAUGAUCAAGAUUUCAUACUCGUACAAAUCUAUGUUGAUGACAUAAUUUUUGGUGCCUCAAAUGAAAUUUUGUGUAGAAACUAGAAACUUUGCUAACAGUAUGUCAAAGGAGUUUGGAAUGAGCUUUAUAGGAGAACUAAACUAUUUUCUUGGUCUGACCAUAAAACAAACUAAAGAUGGCAUAUUUAUUCAUCAAACAAAGUAUACUCUGAAUCUAUUGAAAUGAUAUGGCCUUGAGAACUUAAGAUGCCAACACACACUUAUGUCAAGUUUCAUAAAGCCAAAUCAAGAUGAAAAAGGUAAGGUUGUUGAUGUAAAAUUAUAUAAAGGUAUGAUUAGGUGUUUGUUGUAUUUAACAAUAAGCAAGCCUAAUGUAAUGUACAGUGCGUGCGUGCAUGUUUUCAAUCUAAUCCCAAGGAAAGUCAUAUAGUUGUUGUUAAAAGGAUUUUCAAGUACUUAAAUGGUACUACUAAACUUUGUCUAUGGUAUCCAAAAUCUGCUAGUUUUGAAUUGAUAGGAUAUAUAGGCUCAGACUUUCCUAGAAGUUCAAUAAGUAGGAAAAGCACAUCUGGAGCAUGUAAAUUUCUAGGACAAUCACUAGUUUCUUGGAGUAAAAAACAACAACACUCAAUAGCCCUAUGUGCACAAGUUCUUUAGAUUAAACAUCUACUAGUCUUCGGAAUAAAGGUAAGCAACAUUCCAAUUAAAUGUGAUAAUACUAGUGCCAUUAAUAUUUCAAAAAAUCCCGUGCAUCACUCUUGGAGUAUGUUUGGCAGUGUGGUUGUAGUUGUUUUUCAAAUAAUUUUUCGUGCUGAAAUGCAUGUCAAUGAUUUUUUUUAUUUUUUAAAAAUUAUUUUUGACAUCAGUACAUCAAAACGAUCCAAAACAUACAAAACAUAUUAAAUUUUAGUAAAAAAAAAAAA